Molecule: messenger RNA, 1847 nt
Organism: Haliotis rubra (blacklip abalone)
Lineage: Eukaryota; Metazoa; Mollusca; Gastropoda; Lepetellida; Haliotidae
Product: ubiquitin-like modifier-activating enzyme 5
Exons: 12
Coding region: 167-1357 (396 amino acids)
Biological process (GO): protein ufmylation
Cellular component (GO): cytoplasm; cytosol
Molecular function (GO): UFM1 activating enzyme activity
Source: RefSeq, a predicted model, not a curated record
UACCUCCCUUUACGCUAAGCAGGCUUGACUUAUAGGUGAUCGUGAGCUUGACGUAACAACACGUUGCUUUUCCCAUCAAAUCACUUUUUCGGAUUCGGACACAUAUUGUAUAUACAUAACAUUUAGCAAAGAAAGUGUCUUAGAGGUUGCAUUCGGACGGUCAACGAUGGCAAGUUUCGAUGAUUUAAAGCUACGAAUAGCGGAACUGGAGGAUGAACUUCAACGAGAAAGACGAAGAAACCAAACAGCUGUUCGUCAGAAAAUUUCGCAAAUGAGUUCGGAAGUAGUUGACAGCAACCCAUACAGUCGGUUAAUGGCCUUGAAGAGAAUGGGCAUCGUUGAUAACUAUGAGAAAAUCCGUGAUUUCACUGUGGCUGUUGUUGGUGUUGGCGGAGUUGGGAGUGUAACAGCAGAGAUGUUGGCCAGGUGCGGCAUAGGAAAGCUUCUACUGUUCGACUAUGACAAAGUGGAACUAGCUAACAUGAACAGACUCUUCUAUCAGCCCAGCCAGGCUGGCAUGAGUAAAGUGGAAGCAGCAGAACGCACACUUAGGGAUAUCAACCCAGAUGUGGAGUUUGAAGUAUACAACUAUAACAUAACAACUCUGGACAACUUCAACCACUUUGUGGAGAGGAUCAGGAGCGGUGGACUAAAGGACACUCAAGUGGACCUGAUCCUCAGCUGUGUGGACAACUUUGAAGCAAGAAUGACGAUCAAUACUGCAUGUAAUGAAGUUGGUCAGCCAUGGAUUGAGGCUGGAGUGAGUGAGAAUGCUGUGUCAGGACACAUACAGUUCAUUGUACCAGGGGAGACAUCAUGUUUUGCUUGUGCUCCCCCACUAGUUGUGGCAACUAACACUGAUGAAAAGACUUUGAAGCGGGAGGGUGUGUGUGCUGCCAGCCUUCCCACCACGAUGGCAAUUGUUGCUGGAUUUCUGGUGCAGAAUACACUCAAAUAUUUGUUGAAGUUUGGCGAUGUGACUUACUACCUUGGUUACAAUGCUCUCAAAGAUUUCUUCCCCACCAUGACGAUGAGGCCUAACCCUCAGUGUGAUGAUAACCACUGUAGGAGACAACAACAGCUGUAUCAGGAAAGACAAGUAUUGAAACCAAAGGAAGAGAAAAAAGAGGAGAAGGUUGAAGAGAUUAUCCAUGAGGAUGACUGGGGAAUAGAGUUAGUUUCUGAGACAACAGAGGCGGAACUACUGGAUGCAGAGGGAACAGUGCCAGAACUGACCAAGGGUGUUACAGUUGCCUAUACGAAACCUGCACAAAACGAGGUGUCAGACAACAAGUCAAUGGUUGACGGGACAGAGAAGAGUCUAGAGGAUCUUAUGAAGGAAAUGAAGGGAUUAUAGCACUUUGAAUAUUUUUAAUUCCACCUCAAUUAUCAAGGCAUCUGCUCACAAAAUAUUCUUGAAUCUUUCUUGUUCACAAAUAUACCUGAACUGGAAACAGUCCACCUUGAAAUACCAUACAGUUUUUAUCAAGAGUUAAGUGAUAGGAAUAUUUUCCUGUGUGGUCAAAGUAAUGAAACACGAAACCACUGUAUGCAACAUUUACAGCUAAUUGUGGCCUAAUUGUACAACUGCUGGUGUGCACUACAUAUGGCAACUGAAUAUGGCCUAUCUGUACAACCACUGGUGUCUGCAACAUUUACAGCUAAUUGUGGCCUAAUUGUACAACUGCUGGUGUGCACUACAUAUGGCAACUGAAUAUGGCCUAUCUGUACAACCACUGGUGUCUGCAACAUUUACAGCUAAUUGUGGCCUAAUUGUACAACUGCUGGUGUGCACUACAUAUGGCAACUGAAUAUGGCCUAUCUGUACAACCACUGGUGUUUGCAAC